CUGCUUACAGCCGCGGGAGGUCCGGACAGAGGCGGCCAUGGGACUCGAGGAGUCUGCACUGAAAGGAUGGCACUCAUGGCGGAAAGGCUACAUAACUAAAAGAGGUUCAGAAAAGAGAAGGGAGCAGCUUGAGUCUCAGCAUCCUUGAAUAAGGAAGGAGAAACUGGGUCGUCCGCAGCAUGAGCUCCAGGUGAUGGAAGACACGUUUCUUAACUGGCUUGCUCUGAGAACUGAUGCCUGAACCACCUCAGCAUGGCCCAUAGAAGACGAGGUGGGCAUGGCCAGCCUCCCUCAGUGACGCCUUCCCGGUUUAGCCCUCGAAGUCUUCCUACCAACAGCACCCGCACCCACAAUAUAUGCAUGGUGUCUGACUUUUUCUACCCAAACAUGGGAGGUGUGGAAAGCCACAUUUACCAGCUCUCUCAGUGCCUCAUUGAGAGGGGGCACAAGGUCAUAAUUAUCACCCAUGCUUACGGAAAUCGAAAGGGUGUCCGUUACCUCACCAAUGGCCUCAAAGUUUAUUACUUGCCUCUCAGAGUCAUGUACAACCAAUCUACAGCCACGACUCUCUUCCACAGUCUGCCAUUGCUCAGGUACAUAUUUGUCCGGGAGAGAGUUACCAUAAUCCAUUCCCACAGUUCUUUUUCUGCCAUGGCCCAUGAUGCUCUCUUCCACGCCAAGACAAUGGGGCUUCAGACAGUCUUCACGGACCAUUCCCUUUUUGGAUUUGCUGAUGUCAGCUCGGUGCUUACAAACAAGCUUCUAACUGUGUCUCUCUGUGACACAAACCACAUCAUUUGUGUCUCUUACACUAGUAAGGAAAACACUGUACUAAGAGCAGCACUGAAUCCUGAAAUAGUGUCCGUCAUUCCUAACGCUGUAGAUCCUACUGACUUCACUCCAGAGCCAUUUAGGAGGCAUGAUAGUCUAAUAACUAUUGUUGUUGUCAGCAGACUUGUUUACAGAAAAGGGACUGAUUUGCUUAGUGGUAUAAUACCUGAACUCUGUCAGAAAUAUCAAGAAUUAAAUUUCCUAAUUGGAGGAGAGGGACCAAAGAGAAUCAUUUUGGAAGAAGUACGGGAGAGAUACCAACUACAUGACAGGGUGCAACUUUUGGGAGCUUUAGAACACAAGGAUGUUAGAAAUGUCUUAGUUCAAGGACAUAUUUUUCUCAACACCUCCCUCACUGAAGCAUUCUGCAUGGCCAUCGUGGAAGCCGCCAGUUGUGGUCUGCAGGUUGUCAGCACGAAGGUUGGUGGGAUUCCUGAAGUCCUUCCAGAAAAUCUUAUUAUUUUAUGUGAGCCUUCAGUGAAAUCGUUGUGCGAAGGCCUGGAAAAAGCUAUUUUCCAAGUGAAGUCGGGGACGUUGCCAGCUCCAGAAAAUAUCCACAAUGUAGUAAAGGCUUUCUACACCUGGCGGAAUGUGGCGGAGAGAACUGAAAAAGUGUACGAGCGUGUGUCGAAGGAAACUGUGUUGCCAAUGCACAAGAGAUUGAACAGGCUCAUCUCUCAUUGUGGCCCAGUGACGGGCUACAUUUUUGCUUUGCUGGCGGUGUUCAGCUAUCUCUUCCUCAUUUUCUUGCAAUGGAUGACUCCAGACUCUAUCAUUGAUGUUGCGGUAGAUGCUACUGGGCCAAGGGGAGCCUGGACUCAUCAAUGUCCACGUGAUAAGAAAAGAGAUGAGAAUAAUAAGGUAUCCAACAGCAGGUAGAAGCAAGCCCAAGUCCACAAGUCCUAGACACUUGCAAUAUUCCUGUUAGCAUUUGAAAAUUACCUUGCUCUUUUGUUUUUGGGUUUCAAACUUGGUUUAGUGAAUUACGCUACCUCUGUAUCAUUCACUAUUUUUGUUUUUUGAAGACAGAUAAACAAUUAUGCAAUUCCUGAGUGUGGAAACUCCUUGCACUUCUUAAAAAUUUUGGGGAGAACGGUUUAGCCACUCAGGUAUGACAUUUUUCAGAAUACUCAGAUCCCUCUCACAGAGAUGUUUUAACAUUAUAUUUUGGGAGCCUUGGGUGCUGAAAGGCCAAAUGUUUCUGGAUCUUUUUUGGCCAGUUUUUAACGUUAUACCAUUAAUUCACAUUUACCAGAUGUUUACAAGCUUUCUUUAGGGAGGUACAACAGUUAAGUAAACUGUUUUAAGUCAAGUUCAUGUAUCCUUCAUUGGACAUUGAAGUCAUGUUCUUAGACCCUUACUAGGUCCACUCAAGGGUUACAGGGAAUCUGAUUUCUUGAGCAAGACCAUCUAUGGUUGCCAGCAUGUUUGUGCAUCUGCUGCAUAUGAAAGUUGAACUAGAUGGUUGCUGAGACUAAGGACUAGUAAACAAGAAGUGGUAAGACCACGAACAUGCCAGACUGCUCAAGCGAAUGAAUGGCAGGAAGAAGUCAUCACUGGCAUACUCCAAGUACCUCUCUGAACCUGUUUUAUGCAUUCUCCCAGAAAGAGCCCUUGUCCUCGUGUGUGUGUGUGUGUGUGUGUGUGUGUGUGUGUGUGUGUGUGUGUGAAGAAAUGUUGCUCUUUAAGUUCUACGGACCGAUACCACUGUUGACGCUAGUGCAGGCCAACCCUCUGCUUUUGUAGUGCCCAGUUUAGUCCCUGUAAACACCUUUGUGGUGUCUGAGCAGAACAGACGAGGUGUGCCAUCUGCAAAGCAGCUGCUAUCCUGUCUUCUGGAUGGAAGUCCCUCCCCAUCACUAUGGCCUAGCUCAUUUCUGAUAAGUAUUGCCAGUGUGUGAGAGGUUUGCCUCCAGGGUGGUUUAUUUAUAGAGUAUCAGGUCUGAAAGAUGUCAGAGCACGCAGUCUCUUUGUGGGUGGAAUGUCUCAGUCGGAGUCCCAGUCAUCCAGAGCCAUGGGUUGUUUGACCCCAAGUUACCUAUGAUAAGUAUUAAUAAGCCUUUGAACUCUUCUGCAUGGGUUUUUGUGGGAAAAGGACUGAAAUAAAAGCAGCAAGGCGCUUGUGGGCAUUCGAUUCUGUCAGUAUUGUGAUUCUGUACAGGAUUUUUUAAGGACGGCAUUUGCAAAACCUUUUAAAGAGUAUCUUCACAUGCCUAUUACCUGGUUGCCACUGAUAUAAAAGAGAUAUAUUAAAAAGCCGGGUGGUGGUGGCGCACGCCUUUAAUCCCACCUAGCACUUGGGAGGCAGAGCCAGGCGGAUCUCUGUGAGUUCGAGGCCAGCCUGGGCUACCAAGUGAGUUCCAGGAAAAGGCACAAAGCUACACAGAGAAACCCUGUCUCGAAAAAAAAAAAAGAGAGAUAUAUUUGUGUUUUGUGUAUAUGAAAAGACAAACGUUAAAGAGUCAUUUUUAAAAUACAGAAGUUAGGCUUUCUUUUAUUGGAGACAAAUGACCUGGUCCAAACUGUUGAGUCUUCCUCAGAUCUUUAUGCAUUGAGACAGAUGUACAGCUAGCAAACAGUGCCAAUAUUCCUGGUAGACUGAGACAUGUUAACACUUGGCUUUAUUUAUUCUACACUACUGUUUCUUCUUGUAUGUUUGUUUGCUUCUAGUUUUUGCCAAAAUUAUCACUGAAUGCUUCAAUUGUUCUUUAUUUAAGAUUAAAAAAAAAAUAGAAUGAAAAAGUAAUUUGCUCUUGUGUGUAAAUGUGUAAUUUAUGAAUUCAAAUUAUUUUCCUUUUUUUGAACAAGUGAAAAUAAACUUAUUUGUGUGACAGAAUUCAUUUUCAGGCUUCCUGGAUACCUUAAUCAUAACGGUCAAUGUUGCACUGGUCAGUGUGUGGAAACACUGUUCCACGCUGCUACUCAUAAUUAUUUAAAAGGGAAAUUAACAUGGAUGAGGCAUUUGUUGAAAAGACACUGUAUUCUUUUGAUGCUGCAGUCACACACAUGAAACCGGUCUGUUAAAACAUGCU
Messenger RNA from Peromyscus eremicus (cactus mouse), 3863 nucleotides. RefSeq names its product phosphatidylinositol glycan anchor biosynthesis class A (gene Piga). Gene Ontology annotation, cellular component: glycosylphosphatidylinositol-N-acetylglucosaminyltransferase (GPI-GnT) complex. The coding region runs from base 253 to 1710 and encodes 485 amino acids. The transcript is spliced from 7 exons. Lineage: Eukaryota; Metazoa; Chordata; Mammalia; Rodentia; Cricetidae. The record is from RefSeq and is a predicted model, not a curated record. Gene Ontology annotation, biological process: GPI anchor biosynthetic process. Gene Ontology annotation, molecular function: phosphatidylinositol N-acetylglucosaminyltransferase activity.